This is a messenger RNA of Carya illinoinensis, 1389 nucleotides long. Its product is annotated as 1-aminocyclopropane-1-carboxylate oxidase homolog 1-like. Bases 63 to 1226 code for a protein of 387 amino acids. The record is from RefSeq and is a predicted model, not a curated record. The transcript is spliced from 3 exons. NCBI's taxonomy places the organism in Eukaryota, Viridiplantae, Streptophyta, Magnoliopsida, Fagales, Juglandaceae.
CUACAGUCUACUAAUUUAAUAUUUCUAUUUAAUACAUUUAUUUCUCUUUAGAAUAUCCAAACAUGGUGCGUAGUCCUUAUGAAAUUGAGUCCUCUAGGUUUCAAAUGGUUAUCACUAGCAGAGAUGAAGUUGCAGCCACGCAGAAGCCGGGGUAUGACAGAGCAAGCGAGUUGAAGGCUUUUGAUAGCACAAAAGCCGGUGUUAAAGGACUAGUGGAUGCUGGGGUUACUGAGAUUCCUCGUAUAUUCCAUCACCCACCGGAAAGCUUUGAAAAGGACUCAGUUUCUGAUGACACCCAGGUUAGGACUAUUCCUGUCAUAGACCUCCAAGGCGUCAUCGACAACGAUGUCCCAAAACGCAAGGAGAUUGUUGAAAGAGUUGGAGCUGCAUCAGAGACAUGGGGUUUCUUUCAGGUGGUGAAUCAUGGGAUUCCUGUGAGUGUUCUGGAGGACAUGGAGGCAGGUGUGCGUAGGUUUUAUGAACAAGAUACAGAGAUUAAGAAAGAUUUUUAUACCCGUGACCCCAUGAGACCGGUUGUGUACAACACCAACUUUGAUCUAUAUAGUGCCCCGGCCACCAAUUGGAGGGAUACUUUUAAUUGUCAAAUGGCUCCUAAUCCACCCAAGUCAGAAGAUCUUCCAGCCGCAUGCAGAGACAUACUGGAAGAGUACUCGAGGCAAGUGAUGAAGUUGGGGAUUUUACUGUUUGAGCUACUAUCGGAGGCUCUUGGGCUUAACCCAAACCACCUAAAUGAUAUUGAUUGCACUGAGGGGCUUGCACUUCUAUGCCAUUUCUAUCCGGCUUGCCCACAACCAGAGUUAACAUUGGGCACAAGCAAGCACUCUGAUAGUGGCUUCCUCAGUGUGCUUCUACAAGACCAUAUUGGUGGCUUCCAAAUUUUUCGUCAGGACAAGUGGAUUGACGUCCCCCCCGUGCCAGGGGCUCUUGUGAUCAACAUUGGAGAUCUUCUACAGCUUAUAACAAACGAUAGGUUCAAAAGCGUUGAACACAGAGUAUUGGCGAACCGUGUAGGUCCAAGAGUGUCGGUGGCAAGCUUUUUUUUCACAGGUCUUCGGCCAACCACAAGAAUUUAUGGACCCAUCAAGGAGUUAUUAUCAGAAGACAAUCCUCCAAAGUAUAGGGAAACUACAGUGAGAGAGUACUCUGCAUAUUACAGGGGAAAGGGCCUUGAUGGGACUUCUGCGCUGACGCAUUUCAGGCUUUGAACUCAGAUAUAUAAUAGAGAUGAAUAAGGUAACUCAGUACAAAUAAAUUACUUGAGUUGGAUAUAUCCCAUAUUACUACUUAUUCUUGCUUUCGAGCUAAAUAAUGCGUCACUUUUCUGAAACUUAUCGACCAUAUGGUAAUGAAGCCUGUGUAAAAGAAGAA